CUCAAUCACGUGGGGCGAUAUUCUUCAUUGCCAUUGGCAGAGGGAAACGCGCCGGAAGUAGUCGAGCAGUUAAAUUACUUCCGCCCUGGGGGUGACUUCCUUUUUUUCGCCGCUGCUCCGGGAAGGGAAAUGGCGGCGCAGAUCUCCAAGAAGCGAAAGUUCGUGGCGGACGGCAUCUUCAAGGCCGAGCUCAACGAGUUCCUGACUCGCGAACUGGCCGAGGACGGCUACAGCGGCGUGGAGGUGCGUGUCACACCCACUAGGACCGAGAUCAUCAUCUUGGCGACCAGGACUCAGAAUGUGCUGGGUGAGAAAGGCCGCCGAAUCCGUGAGCUGACUGCUGUUGUUCAGAAGCGGUUUGGUUUCCCAGAGGGAAGUGUUGAGCUCUAUGCUGAAAAGGUUGCUACUCGAGGGCUUUGUGCUAUAGCUCAGGCAGAGUCCCUGCGUUACAAGUUGCUUGGUGGCCUGGCUGUGCGUAGAGCCUGCUAUGGUGUUCUCCGCUUCAUUAUGGAAAGUGGAGCUAAGGGCUGUGAAGUGGUAGUUUCCGGAAAACUCCGUGGCCAGAGAGCCAAGUCCAUGAAAUUUGUUGACGGUUUGAUGAUCCACAGUGGUGAUCCAGUGAACUACUACGUUGAUACAGCUGUGCGUCAUGUAUUGCUAAGACAAGGUGUGUUGGGAAUCAAAGUUAAGAUCAUGCUGCCAUGGGAUCCAAGUGGUAAAAUUGGACCCAAGAAACCUCUGCCUGAUCAUGUCAGCAUUGUUGAGCCCAAGGACGAGAUCUUGCCAACUACACCCAUUUCAGAACAGAAGGGAGGCAAACCAGAGCAACCUGUCAUCCAGCAGCCUGGACCAGUUCCAACUGCAUAGUUGGGUGUACCAACAUCUAAAAGAAGUUUCUAAUUUUCUGUUGUUGCUUUGAAUAAAAGAAAAGAAAAAAGUU
This is a messenger RNA of Carcharodon carcharias (great white shark), 940 nucleotides long. RefSeq names its product ribosomal protein S3 (gene rps3). Gene Ontology annotation, biological process: positive regulation of apoptotic signaling pathway; translation. Gene Ontology annotation, cellular component: cytosolic small ribosomal subunit; nucleus. Gene Ontology annotation, molecular function: RNA binding; structural constituent of ribosome. The transcript has 7 exons. The record is from RefSeq and is a predicted model, not a curated record. Lineage: Eukaryota; Metazoa; Chordata; Chondrichthyes; Lamniformes; Lamnidae. Bases 130 to 867 code for a protein of 245 amino acids.